Messenger RNA from Cuscuta campestris, 1380 nucleotides. The record is from the annotation of a GenBank genome assembly. Lineage: Eukaryota; Viridiplantae; Streptophyta; Magnoliopsida; Solanales; Convolvulaceae.
AUAAGCCCGCCAAAGAAUUUCUGUGUGUGGGGAUUGCAGUUUACUCGUGUAGUGGGCAAAAGAAUGCGGAGGUUUGCAUAAAAUCACCAGAGAUUGCGCCGCCGCACAGUUUCUUUUUUCCGAUAAAGCAUCGCCGGGAAAUGGGCGAUAGCACAGAGGCGGUUUCUGCGGAUUCCGGCCGUUCCCCCGCCGCCCUUACCAUCCCAGACCGAGCUUUUUUCGAUUCCCUCUUCCCCGCACCCGUUUUCAGCCCGGGACCCAUGACUCCCAUUUCCAGCUUCUUCCCCGACUCUCCCGUCUGCUCUUUCUCUCAGUUGCUCGCUGGAGCCAUGGCGUCCCCGCUCGCAAAACCGAGUCUUGUCGCCUGCAACUCAACCGGCUUAAUGCUAUCCCCUCCUUUCAGUCCUUCCGGCUUGCUGAACUCGCCCGGGUUUCCCUCUCCACUCCAGAGUCCAUUUGGGAUGUCCCACCAGCAGGCUCUGGCUCACGUCACAGCUCAGGCGGCAUUCAACCACUCUUACAAACAAAUGCAAGCCGAGUAUCAACAUUUGAAAAAGGAGACAAAAGAACUUCCCCAAACAGACCCUAAAAUCAAUUCUACUGUUAUUGAGAAUCCUGCUAGCGAUGGUUAUAACUGGAGGAAAUAUGGGCAGAAACUGGUCAAGGGAAGUGAGUGUCCGCGAAGCUACUAUAGAUGCUCACAUUUGGACUGCGCUGUUAAAAAGAAAGUCGAACGGUCCACAGAUGGACGCAUAAUUGAUGUCUCGUACAAUGGGGAGCAUAACCAUGAGCUACCUAAGUCAAACAAGCGAAAGCAAGAUGAAUGCAGAAGUGACGAAAUUGGAGUACCCACCAAACUAGUCAUGGUGGCUUGUAAAAGUGAUGAAGUGGAGGGAGCAGCUAAGGUCAUUUGCCGAAAACCAGAAAGGCAAUGGCACAUGUGUUUUACCUCCAUUGCACAAGACAUGUGUGGAACCCAAGACUGUUUUGCAGAUGAGAAGUGCAGUUGACCUUUGGAAUGAUGGAUAUAAGUGGCGUAAAUACGGACAAAAAGUUGUGAAGGGGAAUUCUAAUCCAAGGAGUUACUAUAGAUGUGCAUAUGAGGGAUGCACGGUUCGCAAACAUGUAGAAAGGGCUUUGACAGAUCCUGCAGAUGUCAUAACUACCUAUGAAGGGCAACAUAAUCAUGAUCUCCCUACUGCCCAUUACCCCAAACAACCAUCCUCUUCAUCAUCAUAGCACAAUACAAACUUGAUAUACCGAUUCCAUUAACAGUACAGUUGAAGAAGACCAGGUGAAAGAACAACAACUUGGAUCUGUGUCUGAGUAUGGUUGUACUUUGCCAUCCCUUUAUGGGUUUCGCCUUUUUGUUUUCUUUGU